Triticum turgidum subsp. durum (durum wheat) is the source of this 357-nucleotide messenger RNA. NCBI's taxonomy places the organism in Eukaryota, Viridiplantae, Streptophyta, Magnoliopsida, Poales, Poaceae. The record is from the annotation of a GenBank genome assembly.
AUGCUUCCAAUGCCCUACGAAGAAACCAAUGAUCACGUGGUAAUUGAUGGACGGAUGAAUGAGUUUAUCGUGGCAGAUCAGCAGCAGCUCAAGGUGGUGUCUGUUCUUGGAUCUGGAUGUCUGGGUAAAACUACACUUGCCAGAGUGUUGUACAACAGAAUCGCGAUGCAAUUCGAUUGCAGAGCUUUCAUUCGAGUGUCCAAAAAGCCUGAUAUGAAGAGACUUCUCUGUGACUUGUUCUCGCAACUCCACCAGAAGAAGCAGCCACUGCCUGCCAACUGUAAUGAACUUGGCAGCAGCGAUAUUAAUAUCAGCAAACACCUGCAAGAUAAAAGGUACAGUAUGGGAUAUUAUUAA